AUGGCCGACGUUGAAAUGAGUGACGCUCCGGUGGCCGCAAAGAAGGCCGACGGCGUCAGCGGCAAGGGAGCGGAGAAGAAGAAGUUUGAGGUGAAGAAGUGGAACGCCGUUGCGCUCUGGGCUUGGGAUAUUGUCGUCGACAACUGCGCCAUCUGCCGAAACCACAUCAUGGAUCUCUGUAUCGAGUGCCAAGCGAACCAAGCUUCUGCUACGAGCGAAGAGUGCACCGUCGCUUGGGGUAUCUGCAACCAUGCUUUCCACUUCCACUGCAUUUCACGAUGGUUGAAAGCUCGAUCAGUCUGCCCCCUCGACAACAGAGAUUGGGAGUUCCAAAAGUACGGUCGAUAA
Molecule: messenger RNA, 348 nt
Organism: Trichoderma citrinoviride
Lineage: Eukaryota; Fungi; Ascomycota; Sordariomycetes; Hypocreales; Hypocreaceae
Product: RING/U-box
Exons: 4
Coding region: 1-348 (115 amino acids)
Biological process (GO): protein ubiquitination; ubiquitin-dependent protein catabolic process
Cellular component (GO): nucleus; cullin-RING ubiquitin ligase complex
Molecular function (GO): zinc ion binding; cullin family protein binding; ubiquitin protein ligase activity
Source: RefSeq, a predicted model, not a curated record